AAAGUCCCAAUUCACACGCGCUCGCGCGGGCCUGGGGUCGUCUGACAGACCCUUCGCAGAUCCCCUUCAGGGUUGCGGCAAAGCAUUUGCAGCAGCAUGAUCUGGGCCAAUCAUUGAAUGUGUCUGCCAAGUCUCUUGCAUCCUUGCUUGGUUGAGCGGAUUGAUGGGCAGGACGUGAUGCCCCACUCGGUCCUUGAUACAAAACCUAUAAAACCCCAUCAGUCCCGUUGAAGUAGAUACUGGGCCGCAACCCAACUUCUUUGCCAUUUAUUCAACAUCAUCCUCACCAAUAUCUUGAUCUGGUACCACCUCGCAAUGGUUAGCCACAACACCACCGCCUGGACCGACGGCGAGAAAUACUCCCUGCUCCUCGAAAUCAUCACGAAAUCCAACAUCAAACCCAACUGGGAUGAAAUCGAUCUCCCCGAAGGCCGUACCCGUUCUGGCGCCGAAACCAUCUUCGCUCGUAUGAAGAAAGCCAACAAGACCUCCGGUGGGAAUCGCGGGGAGCACGAUGAAGAUGAGGGUGCUCCCCCGUCUCCGAAGAAGAGGAGGGAGAGUAAGGCUUCGGUUGAGGGCGACCCGGACGAGAAACCGGCGAAGCCAAGGAGGGGGUCGAGUGUUGCUGGGAAGGGCAAAGGGAAGGGAAAAGGGAAGGGGAAGAAGGCGGUCGCGAAGGAAGAGAGUGCUGAGGAGGAUAUUGAAGGUCAUGAAGAUGCUGUUGUAGGUGAAGAUGAUGAGGUCGCCGUCUAAUCUUCGUCGCCAACUGGCCUCCUAUUUGUUUCAAGUUCGCUGUUGGAUUGUAGGUUCAACGUGGCCAGUCAGUGGAGAGCUCUCGAAGUAUCAACCGUCAUCUUACAGGACU
Molecule: messenger RNA, 865 nt
Organism: Saitoella complicata NRRL Y-17804
Lineage: Eukaryota; Fungi; Ascomycota; Saitoellomycetes; Saitoellales; Saitoellaceae
Exons: 2
Coding region: 316-753 (145 amino acids)
Source: RefSeq, a predicted model, not a curated record